AUGUCUAUGCUUUGGCACACUUUAAAUAUGGGCUUAAUAGUAAUCUUGAUUCACUUUAAUUCAGAAAACAGAAAAAAUAAUUCAGACAACCCAGAUCAAGAAUCGAAUCCGGAUCCUUUGGUUACGCACCAAGGGCUCUUCCAGUUAAAUUGUAUGAGACAUCGUCUAUUAGCUAAGUUUGUAAAACUACAAUACUUUCCUUGA
Molecule: messenger RNA, 204 nt
Organism: Cotesia congregata
Lineage: Eukaryota; Metazoa; Arthropoda; Insecta; Hymenoptera; Braconidae
Source: the annotation of a GenBank genome assembly